GUGUGGGGCCUCUGUGGUGGUCCUGAUGGGCCCCAUGCCGCAUUGUCUGUAUCUGCAGUCAACACAGAGAGCCGCGGUGUGGGGAUUAAGCAGAGUCAGCUCUCUGUGAGCUCACACAUUGUAUCAGAAGAAGAAUUAUUAAAAUCAAUCAAAGCUAACGAAUCACUUCGUAUAUUAUUUACUCUCCAUCUAACAGAAACAACUUCCGUUGAAUGGGAAACCAUAAUAUGGCGUGGUACACUUUACAUUCGAGUUCCUAGUUGCCUUCUUCCUGAAGGUUCGAAGGAAGGCUUCGUUUCGCUACUUGAAUAUGCUGAAGAAACUUUACAAUGCCAAAACGUUGUAAUUUGUAUUCGAAAAGAUCGUGCGGAUCGAGCUAUGCUAGUCCGUACUUUCAUGUUCCUGGGAUUCACCGUUUUACCACCGAAUCAUUCUUUAGUACCACCAAAUUGUGAUUCGGGAAACCUUUAUAUGCUAUAUGCUGUGGAGUAAUUGUCAUUGGGUGUUCUCUCAAAUUCAUUAUUAGUGAAGUUUCUAAGUAAUCUAAAUUAUUUACCUACUAUAUAAUCAAAGAUGAUAAUGAUUAUUAUUACAACAACGGAUACUUAAGUUUUACUUUAUCACUUAAUCAGAAAAACGAAUCAGAAGUAACUUAUAAUAAUUUAAAACACAGAAUGUAAGCUAUAAUUUUCAUGUGGUGCUUUCCAUUUGGUUUCAUAGUUUCGUAGAAUUGAUAACGACAUGUAAAUAACUUUCUAUUUUUAUCUAAUUACAGUUUUAAUUUUUUUUUUGGAUUAUUUUAUAGAAUGUAGACAAUUUGAGAGACUAGAACAUGAAAAAUUUUUAAACAAGAUGAGAUAUGGCAAAAAAUAGUCGCGAAACGUAGGUCUUAAUAAUAAGUUUACGUAAUUAAAUUCUUCUUAUGAUACAUAAAUAAUAAUUGUGACUCAAUUGAAGCUCGCAGAAAGAUAAAAGAUAAAACUUGUGUAUUUUUAAAUGGCUUAAGCGAUUCCAACGGUGCCUCUCGACUUAAUUACCAUCAGUAAGGACAUCAAGCUAUGUAUAUCUGGUGUCAGAUCGCCCAAGUCAUUUGGAACAGUUUAUUAAUAUAUAAAUUCAUUGUUAAUCCGUGGCACAUUGAAAAUUACUCAUCACCUGAUAAUACACUCGUAUUAUUAUAUAAGUAUUAUCAAUAAUAGUCGUUUCCAGAAAAAAUAAAUACAUUUGAUAUUAAAAAUGUUAUUAAAAUCAGUUUUAUGCAGAGUAAAUUGAAAAAAGAUUUAUUCAAUAAAAAUAAUAUUCUUAACUCUUUGAAAAAUUAAUGAUUAAGCUUAAAUCAUUGGAACAUAUAACUCAUUUCAUUUAUAAUAAUUAAGUUGAAAUUUACCGAAAUAUUCAACUAUAGAAAUGAUUUUGUUAAACUUCAGAAAUUUCUUAUAUUUGAAUGGCAUAGUUUUUUAGACGUAAAGUAUUCUUCUUCAACAUUGUAAUUUCUAAUGGUUUGUUAAAUGAAUUCUUGAGAAUUUAAGUAUAUCACUAUUUACUUAGUUAUAUUUUUCAUAGUGUGUGAUAAUGGAUGUUAUUAUACGUUGAAUUUUAUUUGUUUGGACUUCUAAAGCCAUUGUUAUCACUGGAAAGUUAAUUGAAUAAUCUUUUAAUCACAAUUUCUUUAUCUAUAAUAAUAAUAAUAACAACGUAAUAUUUGUUUUCAAGGUUGAAUUAGAGUAAUUUUUAAUGGGUUAACACUAGAAUUUAGGUAUUAAUAAAUGCGAUUUCUGUGUUGACUCACGCAGAUACAUUUAGAAUAAAAUAAUAAAAAAUACAAAAAAAUUUCAAAAAA
Messenger RNA from Chelonus insularis, 1840 nucleotides. RefSeq names its product Ornithine decarboxylase antizyme (gene Oda). Gene Ontology annotation, biological process: positive regulation of protein catabolic process. Lineage: Eukaryota; Metazoa; Arthropoda; Insecta; Hymenoptera; Braconidae. The transcript is spliced from 3 exons. Gene Ontology annotation, molecular function: ornithine decarboxylase inhibitor activity. Gene Ontology annotation, cellular component: nucleus; cytoplasm. The record is from RefSeq and is a predicted model, not a curated record. The annotation marks the transcript as partial.